CGCUCUUCCUGCUUCCAUCAUCCGAUGAUCAUCCGUCACCUACUAUUGUAAUUUGGUGUGUAAUUAUUUCAAUCAUUUAGCCCAAGCAAAACAUAAUGGGUUGCUGUGAUCCUGAAGAAGAUAAACCAGCCGAGGAAAACGUGGAAAGAAAAUGUACAGAUGUAUUUUGGUUGUGCCUGUACAUCCUGUUUUGGUUUUUAAUGGUGGUUAUAGCUGCAUUUUCGUUUGUCUAUGGGAGCCCAUUAAGAAUUAUAAAUGGAUAUGACUCAUUCGGCAACACUUGUGGCACGAACAAAAAUAAGCAAAUGGGUAAUUUGGCUUUAACUGGGAUAGACACAUCUAAUAAGCCCUACCUAUUAUUUUACGAUAUAAAAGAAAUCAAGCAAUCGUUACAAAUUUGCGUUAAAGAAUGUCCUAAAAAAACUUUAAACACUGUGGAGGAUAUUUAUGAUUACCACACUAAGGGAAUCGAUUUGUGUCGUUAUGACUUCAAUUACAAUGAGUUACAGAAGUCCAAUGCGGUGUCUGCUAGGUCAUUUGGCCCCUGCCCAGUUUUACCUGUUUACGAAAGCACACCAGUAUUGAACAGAUGUGUCCCCAAGCAAGUAAAAGAGGUAACCGAAGCCAUUUUGUCAAACUUUUAUGGGCUUUUAAAUAGCUGGGAUACUAUAGAGCAAAUCCUAGGUGAUUUGUACAGUACUUGGAAAGAAAUCUUGGGACUAACAUUUUUGUCAUUAGUUAUUUCGCUUUUGACCAUAACUAUAUUGCACUGUUUGGCUCACCUGGUAUCUUACUUUAUUAUGAUUGGAUUUUCUGUAGCCAGUAUAGGAGGAACAGUUUAUUUGUGGUAUACGUAUUUUGAUAUUAAAUAUAAUUUGGAUAAAACGCCUAAACAUAUGUUGUUAUCAGAAUCAGUGAAAAAUGAGACUGCGUUCUUCUGGUACUCAAUAGUAGCGACAAUAAUUACGGUAAUCAUAUUAAUAAUCAUAAUUUUCAUGAGGAAACAAGUGGACUUUCUUGCAAAUCUGUUUAAAGAGACAUCAAAAUGUCUGAUGCACCUGCCCGGGUUAUUUUUCCAACCAAUCUUUACGUUUAUUGUACUUGUAAUAUUUUUUAUGUUUUGGAUUUUCGUAGUGUUGUGUUUGGCGACGGCAUCGUAUCCUGAAAAAACCGGCAUAACUUCGCCGAUCGGGAACAGUUUUAAAGGUACCACUCCGAAUCCGAAUUCAAACCUCAAGGAAGCAAGUUUGGAUCCGUCGUUUGCGGAAAAGGUUAAAAUAACGGUUGUGGAAUAUGUGGACGCCUCUUGGGUGAAAGGUAUGUGGUGGAUAUAUUUUAUCGGUUUGAUAUGGACCUCUGAAUUUAUAAUGGCUUGCCAGCAAAUGGUCAUAGCGGGAUCGGUGGCGCACUGGUUCUAUCGCCAUAAAUAUAAAGAUAACUCGCACGUGUGUUACGCUACUGGAAAAUUAAUCAAAUAUCACCUCGGUUCUGUGGCUCUUGGAUCACUGAUUAUCACCCUUUUUAAAGUCCCGAGGCUCAUCCUUACGUACCUAUACGAGAAGUGGACUCGUGGUAAAGAUAAAGGCAGCGAGUGUGCGUCGUGUAGUUUAAAAUGUUGCAUUUGCUGCUUUUACUGCUUAGAAAAGUUCAUCCGUUAUUUGAACCACAAUGCAUACACCGUCAUUGCAAUCGACGGGUCUAAUUUUUGCAAAGCUGCAGGAACGGCAUUCGAAGUGUUGACGUCUCACGCUUUACAAGUGGCUACGAUAAACAGUUUGGGCGAUUUCAUAUUAUUCCUGGGUAAGUGUUUUGUGACGGCGGUAACAGGCUGUGUCGGUUUGGCUUUGUUUAGGAGAGAUCCCGAAUUAACGUUCUAUGCUGCUCCUACCCUUUUGGUUUGUAUUUUUGCGUUUUUUGUGGCUCACUGCAUCCUGUCCCUGUACGAGAUGGUACUCGACACGGUUUACUUAUGCAUGUGCCAAAGUGGGGAUGCGCCAGACGGCAUCCAGAUGCAAAAUAUGGGGGUUAACAAUAACGGCAACGUACCUCCUCCUGAAAGUACAGAGCUUGAACGCCUGGACUAAUAUAUGUUAUAAAGCAGCUUUGUUCACUGAGUACUAUUUGCGCAAUAUACUAAACAAAAUAACCUGAAUAUCAUGUACUGAAACAUAAUUCUAAAUGUUGAUAUUUUUCAAAGUUUAUUUUAGAAACUAUUAUAUAUUUUGUAUUUUUGUAUGUUUUACCACUUCGACAAUAAUAUUUUUUCUAAUGCUAUUUUUACACCUACAUAUACUAUACAACUAUCGAUAAGUAAUAUUUUUUUUUAAUUAAGAGCACAAAUAUAUGUUAAUUUUAUUAUGUACGAGUAGGUAAGUCCAAUUUUACUUCUUCAAUUUGCAAUGAAUCAGACUGCAACUAGUCUCAUUCAUUUUAUAUUCACGGAAUACAAAAAAUUGUGUUCAAGUAUAUACUUACGUAACAUGUAUUUAUUCUAUCCUUUUUCUCAACAAAAAGUAAAAUGUAUUGGACUGUGUGAUAAAAUUAUUUUCACAAAAUAUAUACUAGGGUGCUCCGUUUGAAGCAUACAUUUAUUUUUUCAUUUCAUUCAUGAAAUACUGUUCUAAACAUUGGAAAAAAAAUUCUCACCAAA
Molecule: messenger RNA, 2650 nt
Organism: Anoplophora glabripennis (Asian longhorned beetle)
Lineage: Eukaryota; Metazoa; Arthropoda; Insecta; Coleoptera; Cerambycidae
Gene: Ctl1
Product: CTL-like protein 1
Exons: 10
Coding region: 96-2084 (662 amino acids)
Biological process (GO): transmembrane transport
Cellular component (GO): membrane
Molecular function (GO): transmembrane transporter activity
Source: RefSeq, a predicted model, not a curated record